AGACCCUUACACUACCACUGGAUUUUAUAGUAAUUGUUUCAUAUAAGUGAUAAAUGACUAAGAUAUGAGAUUGAAGAUGGAUCCAUUGUAGAAAGAUGAAAAGGGAAUUAAUAAGUGCUGGGGCAAACAAACGGAAUCCCUUUCACAAUGUUUGCCGUACGACGAUUGCAGUCCCAACAUCAUCAUCAUCAUCAUCUCACCUUCACUGUGCGCCCUCCUACGUUCAAUUUCGUAGCUCCUUUUCACUCCCAAUCGCAACGAACCCACCAGUUCUGGCCCGAUCUCCGGCGCUGGCGUGAUGCCCCGCACAACCACGCUCGAUCCUGGGGCCUCGACGGCCCAUCCAUCGCCUCCACCUCUUCCUACUCCAACGACGAUGACCCCACGGCCUCAGCCUCCUCCCUCGCGGACUGCGCCCGUAUCGUCCUCUCCACCCCCGACCCUCUAGCCAAGUCCCGGCUUUCCCAUCUCGCCUUCUCUCGCUGGCGCCGCCUUGGCCUUCCCGUCGGCAUCUCACGCCCGCCCGAUCGUCCUGCCCGGCCUCCCAAGCCUGUUCUUGUGAGCCCUAAAGAGAUACCCUCGCAUAAGGAAUUGGGUUUGCCGCUGAAUGCUUAUAUGCUUCAUAACUUGGCGCAUGUGGAGCUGAAUGCGAUAGACUUAGCAUGGGAUACUGUUGUUCGGUUUUCGACGUCCGGAGAUGAGCUUGGAGAUGAUUUCUUCUGGGAUUUUGCGCGUGUGGCUGAUGAUGAAAGCCGGCAUUUUUCGUGGUGCUCACAAAGGCUUGCGGAGCUUGGUUUCAAUUAUGGAGAUAUCCCUGCUCAUAAUUUACUUUGGAGGGAGUGUGAGAAGUCUGCUGGAGAUGUUUCUGCACGUUUGGCAAUGAUUCCAAUGGUUCAGGAGGCUAGAGGACUGGAUGCUGGACCUAGGCUAGUCCAGAAGUUAGUUGGUUUCGGAGAUCACCGAACUUCAAAUAUUGUAGCUAAGAUUGCCGAGGAGGAAGUUGCGCAUGUUGCUGUUGGUGUGUACUGGUUUGUUCUUGUCUGUCAAAAAAUGGGUCGUGUACCAUGUGCUACCUUCAAAGAUAUUUUAAAGGAGUAUAAUGUGGAGCUGAAGGGCCCAUUCAACUACACAGCUCGGGAGGAAGCAGGAAUUCCUCGUGAUUGGUAUGAUGGUACAAAUACAAGUGAGAGAAAAAGAGAGCUUGCUGAGGUCCAUGAUAGACUAGCAUGCAUUGUUGCAAUGGAGAAGGAAAACUCAAACUUGAAUAGCUGAUUCCAGCCUUAUUUUAAUAUAUAAUCAUGAUGUGUUUAUCUGACAAUCACCCAGGUACUUCAUGAACUGAACUUGUUCAUAUUUGCUUUUUCUUGUUCCUAUGUAAACUGUUGCGAUAGCUUCAUGGAUUAGUAAAAUCCCAUGGAUAUAGUUUGUUGAUA
Molecule: messenger RNA, 1433 nt
Organism: Dioscorea cayenensis subsp. rotundata (Guinea yam)
Lineage: Eukaryota; Viridiplantae; Streptophyta; Magnoliopsida; Dioscoreales; Dioscoreaceae
Exons: 7
Coding region: 148-1272 (374 amino acids)
Source: RefSeq, a predicted model, not a curated record